Salvia miltiorrhiza (redroot sage) is the source of this 671-nucleotide messenger RNA. RefSeq lists its product as uncharacterized. The transcript is spliced from 2 exons. The record is from RefSeq and is a predicted model, not a curated record. NCBI's taxonomy places the organism in Eukaryota, Viridiplantae, Streptophyta, Magnoliopsida, Lamiales, Lamiaceae. Bases 1 to 564 code for a protein of 187 amino acids.
AUGAAGCCUCCCUUCGGUUGGAAGGAAUAUCUGAGCGGAGAGGUGGUUCCGGACUCCGAAGAUUCUUGCCUUUCCUGGGGUGAUCCGCCGCCGGUGUACUUCCCUUUCUCCAUGUCGGAGACGUCGCCGCCAUCACCCGAGGAGAGUGGUGUCGGCGAGUCAGAUUGCGAAGAGAUUAGAGACGACGCGGCAGAUCGGCGCUCGCCCCCUCCUUUCCGACCUCCGAUCUUUCGACGCCCUUGCCCCGCAAGGAUGAAACCGUACGUUUCUCACUCAAUACCUUUGUGUGGUACUACAUCGUCUGAAAUUGAGGGAGAUCUUGACCUCUUUUGUUAUGAAUCUUGGGGAAAUGAUUUUCUGAGCGAGGCAAACCCUAGCUUCGAGGAAUUGGAGGAAUUGGAGGCGAGUUCGGAUGAAUUGGCGAUGAAAUCAGUUGAACCAAUUCAGUCUUGGCACACUGCAUCCAACGCCCACCUUAAACUGCUCGCCAUUUUUUACCCAAUGAUGUUUCGGCCCAAAUGCGAGAAAUGGUCUUCCGGCAGACAUGGAACUUCUCCUCCAUAGCUUUCAUCUUGCCUCUUGGUGGCUUCCCAUUCUUGCACUCUAAAAGCAAGGUUUGAAGAAUUGAAGUUCUUUCUUGUGUUGUCAAAUCCUUCCUCCUCAUUCUCUUU